This is a messenger RNA of Leopardus geoffroyi (Geoffroy's cat), 3976 nucleotides long. RefSeq names its product ubiquitin like with PHD and ring finger domains 1 (gene UHRF1). NCBI's taxonomy places the organism in Eukaryota, Metazoa, Chordata, Mammalia, Carnivora, Felidae. Gene Ontology annotation, biological process: negative regulation of gene expression via chromosomal CpG island methylation. The coding region runs from base 166 to 2559 and encodes 797 amino acids. The record is from RefSeq and is a predicted model, not a curated record. The transcript is spliced from 17 exons. Gene Ontology annotation, molecular function: protein binding; ubiquitin protein ligase activity.
GCUGGCAGCGCGGCGGGCAGUGGUGGCCGUCCAGGGCGCUCCGGGUUACGGGCAGGUCGGCGCGGGGUCCGGGGCCACACACGCGUCUCCAUCGCCAUCCCCAGCCGGGCCAGGCGCGCAAGCAGGAGAGCGGAUCGGGGCGGCCGGAGAGCACCAGCAGACGCCAUGUGGAUCCAGGUUCGCACCAUGGACGGCAAGGUGGCCCACACUGUGGACUCGCUGUCCAGGCUGACCAAGGUGGAGGAGCUGAGGAGGAAGAUCCAGGGGCUGUUCCACGUGGAGCCAGGCCUGCAGAGGCUUUUCUACAGGGGCAAGCAGAUGGAGGACGGCCACACUCUCUUCGACUAUGACGUCCGCCUGAACGACACCAUCCAGCUCCUGGUCCGCCAAAGCCUGGUGCUCCCCCCCAGCAGCAGCAAGGAGAAGGACUCUGAACUGUCAGAUACCGAUUCUGGCUGCUGCCUGGGCCAGAGCGAGUCGGACAAGUCCUCCAAUAGCGGCGAGGCGGCCUCGGAGGCGGAUGGGAAGGCGGGCUUAGCGGAUGAAGACGCCUGGGACGAGACAGAGCUGGGUCUGUACAAGGUCAACGAGUAUGUGGAUGCUCGGGACACGAACAUGGGGGCGUGGUUCGAGGCGCAGGUUGUCAGGGUGACCAGGAAGGCACCUUCCCAAGACGAGCCCUGCAGCUCUACCUCCAGCGUGACGCCCGAAGACGACAUCAUUUACCACGUCAAAUAUGACGACUACCCGGAGAAUGGAGUGGUCCAGAUGAGUCCCCGCGACGUGCGGGCCCGUGCCCGAACCAUUCUGCAGUGGCAGGAGAUAGAGGUCGGCCAGGUGGUCAUGCUCAACUAUAACCCCGACAACCCCAAGGAGCGUGGCUUCUGGUACGAUGCGGAAAUCCUGCGCAAGCGUGAGACGCGGACGGCACGGGAGCUGUAUGCCAACGUCAGGCUCGGGGACGAUUCUCUCAAUGACUGUCGCAUCAUCUUCGUGGACGAGGUGUUCAAGAUCGAGCGCCCGGGCGAGGGGAGCCCCGUGGUGGAAAACCCGAUGAGAAGGAAGAGCGGGCCCUCCUGCAGGCACUGCAGAGACGACGAGAACAAGGCCUGCCGCGUGUGCGCCUGCCACCUGUGCGGGGGCAAGCAGGACCCGGACAAGCAGCUCAUGUGCGACGAGUGCGACAUGGCCUUCCACACCUACUGCCUGCGCCCGCCCCUCAGCAGCAUCCCCAAGGAGGACGAGUGGUAUUGCCCCGAGUGUCGGAACGACGCCAGCGAGGUGGUGCUGGCCGGGGAGAAGCUGAAAGAGAGCAAGAAGAAGGCCAAGAUGGCAUCGGCCACGUCCUCCUCCCAGCGGGACUGGGGCAAGGGCAUGGCGUGCGUGGGCCGUACCAAGGAGUGCACCAUCGUCCCGUCCAACCACUACGGACCCAUCCCGGGGAUCCCCGUGGGCACCAUGUGGAGGUUCAGAGUCCAGGUCAGCGAGUCGGGGGUCCAUCGACCUCACGUGGCGGGCAUCCACGGCCGGAGCAACGACGGGGCUUACUCCCUGGUCCUGGCCGGCGGAUACGAGGACGACGUGGACCACGGGAACUCUUUCACGUACACGGGCAGCGGUGGUCGAGAUCUUUCUGGCAACAAGCGGACCGCGGAGCAGUCUUGUGAUCAGAAGCUCACCAACACCAACAGGGCGCUGGCCCUGAACUGCAGCGCCCCCAUCAACGACCGCAAAGGGGCCGAGGCCAAGGACUGGCGGUCGGGGAAGCCGGUGCGGGUCGUGCGGAACGUCAAGGGCCGGAAGCACAGCAAGUACGCCCCCGCCGAGGGCAACCGGUACGACGGCAUCUACAAGGUCGUGAGGUACUGGCCGGAGAAGGGCAAGUCCGGCUUCCUGGUGUGGCGCUACCUGCUCCGGCGGGACGACGCAGAACCCGGUCCCUGGACGAAGGAGGGGAAGGACCGGAUCAAGAAGCUGGGGCUGACCAUGCAGUACCCGGAAGGCUACCUGGAGGCCCGGGCCAGAAGGGAGAAGGAGAAGGAGAACAGCAAGAGGGAGGCCAAGGAGGAGGACGAGGACGAGGACGAGGACGAGGAGGGGGGCUUCACCUCCCCCAAGAAGGGCAAGGGCAAGCGGAAGUGCAAGUCCGGAGGGGGCAAGACCAGUGCUGGGUCCCCGCGAGGGACACCUAAGAAAAGCAAGGUGGAGCCCUAUAGCCUCACGGCCCAGCAGAGCAGCCUCAUCAAGGAGGACGAGAACAACACUAAGCUGUGGAGCGAGAUCCUGAAGUCGCUCAAAGACGGGCCGUUCCAGAAGUUCCUGAGUAAAGUGGAGGAGACGUUCCAGUGCAUUUGCUGCCAAGAGCUGGUGUUUCGCCCCAUCACAACCGUGUGCCAGCACAACGUGUGCAAGGAUUGCCUGGACAGAUCCUUCCGGGCGCAGGUGUUCAGCUGCCCGGCCUGCCGCUACGACCUGGGCCGGAGCUAUGCCAUGCAGGUGAACCAGCCGCUACAGGCCGUCCUCAACCAGCUCUUCCCCGGCUACGGCAGCGGGCGGUGAUCCUCAAACGCUUCUCGCCGGUAGUGUUUUUUUUUGGAAAAAAAAAAAAAAAAAAACAACAAAAAAAAAAACGUGUCACAGGGGUCUUGGCCCCCUCUUUUGUUUUUAGUGGGCUUAACUUAAACAGGUAGCUUUUCCUCCACUCCCAAAAAAGCCUCGUCUUCCUGGUUUUGUUUUGUUUUGUUUUGUUUUGUUUUGUUUUGUUUUGUUUUGUUUUAACCUACACAUUUCCCGGAGUUUGUAUUACGGCUUGAAGAAAGAAGGAAAGAAAGUUGGACUUCUCAGUGUUGUGUUUUGGUUUUAGAAAAAUACAAAGCCUGCAGUUUAUCAGCAGAACAACAAACACAAACAAUUUUUUCCGAAGAUGGAAUUCAAAACGCCUUGGCGCGAAGGCUGCUCGUGUUCCCGGCGCCAAGUUCCAGAAGUUCCCGCCGCCGCCGAGCCAGAAGGCGCCCGGCCGCCCAGAACAAUCUUUUUCAAGGUGCGUGGCUUCGGCCUCCGAAGUUGAAAGCGAGCGCAUCUCCCUGACCGCGCGUCCUGCCGCCUAGAAGCCAGCAAGGCAGCGCCUGCUGGCGGCCCGGGGGUGGCCGGCCCCGCCGUCACCCACGGGGAGGGUGACAAGAAGCGAGGAGCCCCCUCCGGCCCCGAAGCCAUCCCCCAAGUUUGCUUUCACGUGGCAGCUGCCCCACGCGGAGCCCUCCUCCCCCGGGGUGAGCGGACAGGAGUCGCCCCGAAGCCGCCGCCCCCGGACCUCCGCGCGGGGCUGGGCGGGCGGCCGAGUGCCCGCUGUCUCGUCUGCCGCGCCACGGAAGCGGACGUUCGAAGCCAUGUUCAAGUGCCUUUGGGUCUUUUCUUCUGUUGGAAACUUGGGGCUCUCUUUUUAGCACUGAAUUGUCGAAAAUGCCAACCAGAUCCUAAAACUGUGGUUAACCUGUUCUUCCCGAUAGCGGGUGAGUGUUUGGGGGAGAUUUCUUUUUUGUCCAUCCUUUCCACUGAAUUUUCAACUCCCCGAUCGAGAAUUCUAAGAGGGAAUUUUUUUUAAGUACUUUUUUUCUGAAUGAAAUUUUUUUGUAGUUAUUGUAUAUGUACCAAGAAAACUAUAACUUAGGGUUUGGUUGUGUUUCUGGUUUUGUUUUGUUUUCUUUUUUGGUUUUGUAUUUUUUUGGAAUGAUUUGUUAAUUUUUCUAACUUUACCAAAGUUUGCAGCUUUUACCUCAAUAGAACAGGAAUAUUUUAAAUCCCAUAACUGCAGACAAACUGGAGUGGUAUCGUUUUAAAAAGUCUUUCUUUUUUCCUUAUUAUUAGGUUGUUAAUGUAUUAGGAAGAAGCAGCGAAAUCCUGUGUAGGCUUUUUCUAAACAGUUCAAUAUUCUUUGUCCAAAUUUUAGAUUCUUGGAAUAAAUGCCUUUUACAGAUGC